AUAGACAAGAUUUGUUCAUAAAUUGUUCACAACCAGCACUUUUUUUUGUGAGUAAUACAGUAUGUGGAGGGUGAGUUCCACACUUCUUUUUCCAAACACUUGCUCUCUCUCUCUCUCUCUCUCUCUGUGUGUGUGUGUGUUCAGAAGCAAUGCAGUAAGUGAGCGCUGAGCUGCAGCAGCAUCAGUGUCUCAGUGUCAGCCGCUCUGCAGCAUGCAUCAGGAAACACACUUCAUCCACACUUUCUGCUCCACGGGAUGUGAGUUCAGAUAAGCAAUCAGGAUGGUAGCAGAGACCUGGACUGAUGCGGACAGAUCGAAGCGAUGGAGGAGACAACGCCAGACCCCGCUUUUGUGGACGUGGACCAGGGUCUGACCCUUGCAUGCAUCGCCUUCCUAUGUCUGCUGCUGGUGGCAAUGAUCAUCCGCUGUGCCAAAGUCAUCAUGGACCCCUACAGCGCCAUUCCCACCUCCACCUGGGAGGAGCAGCACUUGGACGACUAGCAGUUUUUCCCAUGACCGUGGCAAAUAAACAUGCACCUGCAUUCAAUCAAACCCUGACACCAUGUUUCAACCAAUGCACAGAAGUCUAUGGGAUAUUUAAACUGAUAGUCAUCUUCUCGCAUGCAGCAUCACUAGCUCUGAAGACCUCUGCAUGGAAACUGAGUUGAAUUCUUCCCAACUCUCACUCUAUUAAACAAGAAGGCAUGAAUUUUGAAAUGAAGUCGAUUUUGACACCAAUGUCCUCUUUUUUGCUUCUACCCUGGAUGAGCUUCAGUAAAACGAAAUCACUCCAAAACAAAGCACAAAAUCUGACACUUCCAUGUUCUCACAACCAAUGCAUCCUGAAUUUGUAGUAAUAAAAAGGGGAGCAAAUAUAUAUUUUUAUAUUUAAUAAUGAUAAAUGAGAAACACAUCCAAUUAAGGCAAGGAAAACACUUCUAGCUACAUAAGCUACACAAAUUUGCACAAUUUUACAGCGUUGCCACAAGGAGUGCUAUAGCCUACUUCUUAGUGUCAGUUUUCUUUUACACAGUCAUGGUGGAACAACAGUUAGUUAGGAGGUUAAUCAACAGCCAACAUGCUUAUUUGUGACCCUAGACCACAAAACUAGGGUCAAUUUCUGGAAAUCGAGAUUUAUACAUCAUCUGAAAGGUGAAUAAAUAAGCUUUCCUUUGAUGUAUGGUUUGUUAGGACAGGACAAUAUUUG
Molecule: messenger RNA, 1207 nt
Organism: Cyprinus carpio (common carp)
Lineage: Eukaryota; Metazoa; Chordata; Actinopteri; Cypriniformes; Cyprinidae
Product: cortexin domain-containing 1 protein
Source: RefSeq, a predicted model, not a curated record